This is a messenger RNA of Anopheles darlingi, 747 nucleotides long. Its product is annotated as putative nuclease HARBI1. The record is from RefSeq and is a predicted model, not a curated record. The coding region runs from base 1 to 747 and encodes 248 amino acids. The transcript is spliced from 4 exons. NCBI's taxonomy places the organism in Eukaryota, Metazoa, Arthropoda, Insecta, Diptera, Culicidae.
AUGCAUCCAAAGGUGCCAAAAUCCCAACUCAAGAUCUGUGUGUCGUUGCGUUUUCGGGCGUCGGGCAGUUACCAACUCAGUAUCGGUAACAAUACGAUUAUUGGUUUGAGCCAGCCGAAGCUGCCAUCAACGACAGAGGAGUGGCUUCGUGUGUCGAACCGCUUCGAAAGGAAAUAUGGCUUUCCACAUGCCAUCGGUGCUCUGGAUGGCAAGCAUGUGGCUGUGCGAGCACCGAAGGGGAGUGGCAAUGACCACUUUAACUAUAAAGGGUUUCACAGCAUCGUGCUACUUGCAAUUGUCGAUGCUGAUGGGCAUUUUAUGUACAUUGAUGUUGGGGGCAAAGGAAGUGUUUCGGAUGGGGGAAUAUUCAAUAACUCCGAGGUGCACAGAAGAAGUGGAUCAGUGGAGCGGAAUUUUAAUAACAUACAUACGCGAGCAAGAAUUACAGUUGAGAGAUCAUUUGGGAUCUUAACUAGUAUAUUUAGAAGGACUGUGCAGCGUAGCGGGCUCAAUCAGUCAGCAACCGAAAAGCAGGUGCUGGACGCAGUAUGCCAUCUGCUGAAGCUGAAGGAACCAUCUGCCGUCAAGCUUCGUGAUUCUUACCAGCGCACCAAGCUGGUCGAAAUCUUCCUGCCAGAGGCUGAGGCCAAGAGACUGGGGCGAAGGCUGGGACCGUUAAAGUGGGAUGGAAUGCUGGGAAAUGGGUCACCACAAGAGCGGCUGCGAAGGGGUGGAUCGAGCCAAUAA